Messenger RNA from Marchantia polymorpha subsp. ruderalis, 3565 nucleotides. The record is from the annotation of a GenBank genome assembly. NCBI's taxonomy places the organism in Eukaryota, Viridiplantae, Streptophyta, Marchantiopsida, Marchantiales, Marchantiaceae.
GUCCCGCUCCGCGUCCCCGUCCCCUGCGAGAGCUCGAUGGCAGCAGCAGGGGCUCUGGGCUAGUUGCGCCGAGAGCUCUGAUCUGAUCGCAGAGGGAAUUGCAGAGCAGCCAGACAGACAGAGCAGACCCGGGGACGGUGGCGGCGACAUUCAUUCAUUCCGCUUCUUCUUCGGAUCAUCUGGAGAGAUCAGGAGUCGCAGAGCUUCGUGCCUCUGCAUUGAUUGAGCAGACGCGCGAGCGAGCGAGCGAGAGAGAGAGAGAGAGAGAGAGAGAGAGAGAGGACAUUAGGUGGAAUGAAGGGCGGAUCUUGGAAGGCGCUGAAAUGAGAGAUUGCGCUGGACGAUUUGCCGGUUGCGGAUGGAGGGAAGGUAUUUUCGACGUGGAAGGAGAGGAGGAGUGCAGUGGGUGCUGCACACGGGACGGAAGCAGCAUGGAUUGAUUGAGGGAAGCACUAUUGAUGGCGUCGCUUUGCCUUGCGUUGACCAUGUCUGUCAUCAGCUCGAUGUGACUGACCGUCAGUCAAUGCUGGAGCCAAUGUUCGAGCCAGUUUGAGACAUCUAGGUUCUGUGUAUGCACAUGCUUGUGAGGAGCAUCUGUCUCAGUUUCUGAACGUUCUUCUCGUCUUGGCUUCUCUCCUAUGGCCUGCGUGGAUCUGGGCAUCAUCAUGGCCAGGAGAUUGCCGGCUUUCGGCUUCCUUGCAUUGAUAGCGAUGCACAUUGCAGUUGGACUGGUUAGUGUCGUCUCGGGUGACAAGCUGUCGGAAUUGACAUCUGAGCUGCAAGAGAUACCGAACGCCCCAUGGAGAAUGCACACUCUGUUCUCGGUGGAGUGCAAGGAUUACUUUGACUGGCAGACUGUUGGUUUGAUGCACAGUCUUAGGAAAAGUGCACAACCUGGACCAAUCACUCGUCUUCUAAGCUGCACCGAGAAAGAAUUGGUCAAAUACAAGGGCCUGGAUCUGGCUCCCACUCUUAAAGUGCCGUCAAUGAGCAAGCAUCCUGUAACAGGGGACUGGUAUCCAGCUAUCAACAAGCCUGCUGGAGUUGUGCACUGGCUGAAAACUUCUGAAGAAGCAAAGCAUGUCGAUUGGGUCGUGAUUUUGGAUGCCGACAUGGUCAUGAGACAUCCAAUUACUCCCUGGGAAGUGGGAGCAGAGAAGGGGAAACCUGUUUCUGCUUCUUACGGUUAUCUUGUCGGUUGCGACAAUGAACUGGCUCAGAUACAUACUACACAUCCUGAGUUUUGCGACAAAGUUGGAGGUUUUAUCGUGAUGCACAUAGAUGAUCUGCGAGCAAUGGCACCCCUUUGGCUUUCAAAGACAGAAGAGGUGCGAGCCGACAAGGAUCACUGGGCUCAAAAGUACACUGGUGACAUAUAUUCGAGUGGCUGGAUCAGUGAAAUGUACGGUUAUUCUUUUGGAGCCGCAGAGGUUGGGUUACGACAUAAGAUCAACGACGACCUGAUGAUAUACCCCGGCUAUAUUCCAGCGGAUGGCAUAGAACCUUUCAUCAUGCACUAUGGGUUGAGGUUCAAUGUGAGCAGCUGGCACUUCGAUAAGGCCGAGCACUUGACUAACGCUAUUGUUUACGAGUGCAACAAGCUCUUCCCUGCUCCUCCUUACCCCGAACAGGUGGAGUUGUUGAGUAAGAAAAAGAGCAAUCGUCGCGCUCUGCUGCUGAGUAUUGAGUGUAUUAACACAAUUAAUGAAGGUCUGGUCCUGCAUCAUGCCAAAAGACGCUGUCCGGAGCCGCCUAAAAGCGAGUACCUGGACUUUCUACGAACUGGAUCUGAUCCCGCAGGUCGUCCAAAGCUGAAGAUAUUGGAAAAUGCUACUGAAGAUGAUCGUUCCACUCAGUCUAAAGAAGAAUCUCUACAAGCUUCUUCCAAAGAGGACAAAGUAGCUGUAAAGAUCAAGGCUCCUAUGCAGCUCAAGCUUCCACACCCCAAAAUCCAUACGCUUUUUUCAACUGAGUGUAAUGAUUAUUUCGACUGGCAGACUUUGGGACUUUACCAUAGUUUUCAGUUAAGUGGCCAGCCUGGCUUCAUCACAAGGUUGCUAAGUUGUACAGAAGAGAAGCUGAAGAACUACAAAAAUCUUGACCUGGCUCCAACGCAUGUGGUGCCCUCCAUGAGUGUGCAUCCCCUCACAGGAGACAGAUAUCCUGCCUACAAUAAACCAGCGAGCAUUGUGCAUUGGCUCAACCAUGUGCAGAUGGACGUGGAGUAUGUCGUCAUCUUGGAUGCAGACAUGAUUCUACGAGGGCCUAUAACACCGUGGGAGUACGGCGCCUCGCGAGGCAAUAUAGUCUCCGUCUCCUAUGAUUAUCUUAAAGGCUGUGACAAUGAACUUGCUCGGUUACACACUCGGUAUCCUGAAUACUGCCCGAAGGUUGGCGGUGUUCUCGUGGUGCACAUAGACGAUCUACGUUUAUUAGCGCCUCUUUGGCUACACAAGACGGAAGAAGUUCGUGCAGACAAGGCCCACUGGGCGACAGAAAUUACUGGAGACGUGUAUGGACAUGGCUGGAUCAGUGAGAUGUAUGGCUAUUCCUUCGGUGCUGCUGAGCUGAAGUUGAAGCACAUCGUAAAGAACGAGAUCAUGCUCUAUCCAGGUUACGUCCCACCACCAGGUAUAGAAGUGAGGGUACUGCAUUAUGGGUUGAACUUUAAGAUUGGCAACUGGAGCUGGGACAAGCACAAAUGGCAUUACGAAGACAUGACGUCAUCGUGUUGGAGACAGUUUCCCUCUCCACCGGACAUUUCCACUCUGCAAUGGGACACGGAAGACGAUGAGAGGAGAGAUAGGUUGAGCAUCGAAUGCAUGAAGACCUUGAAUGAAGCUCUUUACCUCUAUCACAAGAGGAAAGGAUGUCGGCCUCCGGGUGAAUACAAGCUAAUGGACGAUACAAAACGCAGUGGUCUAGAGAAAAGUGCGGCGGAAAGGAUCUCGGAGGGCAAAGCAGUCGAUAAACUGAUCAUGGGAAGGCACAAGCAAGCCUUCAAAGGGUCGCAGCUCAUCGAUCCGGACGACGAGUCUCAAGCUGUCGACGAUGUCUACGACCGAGCGACCAUCGAAGCGGAGGAGAGGUUAACCCAAAAGUUGAAGAAGAGGAGUAUGCUGAACAACCUGACAUCGGUUGCACCAUUCAAUUUGAGUCCCCGGUACUGGAUGGUCGCUCUGUGGACCAGCCUUGUCGUACUCUUUCUGCUGGGGAUGUCUGCUAUAUACUCGAAACAACGGGGGGGCGAGGCGAACGUCAAGCCCAGGUACUCGAAGGUCAAGCCCCGAAGGUUUGACUUUGAUUCCUUGAAAGAUACGGUCGCCGAUCGGACGGUCGAGCUCCACCCGUAGCUGCUCGACUUGACUGUGGCUUUCUUAUCCAAUUUUGUUGACCUUGAUCAUCUGCCAGGCCAAUAACAGCAACUCGAGUGUACAUUAAGUAGAUUUUUCUCCCGUCUUUAGAAUUGACACAAAGACCUAGAAAGAGAAGCUCCCAUCUCUUGGGAGAGCAAAGCGACGGUCCAGAACCUAUCCACGGGUUUUCAUAUGUGAAUACAAGACCC